AUGGGAGCGAGCUAAUGAGCGCGCAUGUGAGCGAGCGAGACAAAGAGCCGAAUGAACGUUUUGUCGAUGCAUACAGCGGGCAAGCGCGGAGGAAACAACCACCAAGCAUGCUGAAGGCGCACGUUGCUGCUGCUAAAAGAGCACAGCACGAUUCGCUGCCGGCGUCGCCGUCGCUGCCUGCUGCCGUCAUCACUGAUUCGUUUUGUACGUUGUUAGACUCUCUCGCUGCGUUUUGAAUUCAGUCGACAACGAUAAUUACCGGUGGUUGUAUCUCGAGCGCUGCGACUGAGACCGAACUGACCAAAACAAGCAUACGAAGCCCGCGCUCGCGUUUCUCGCCUAUCAACCAAAAAUACGAACGCUGCAGCAAUAGCAACAGCAACAACAACAGCAGUUUCACCAAUUGUGAGCAGUGAGUGAGUGUACGAGAAAUAUAACGAAGCCAAAUUCGAAUUUGUUGUGCCCGGUUACUUGUGGGUUGCCUCUGAACGCAAAUUAUUAUUGACUAUAGCGGCGACUUCGAUGUCAGCGCACUGUGCAAUUAUUAAAGAGAAAACAACAACAGCAACAAGCAGUAGCAAUAGCACCAGCAGUAUUAGCAGUAGCAGCAACAGCAACAGCAACAGCAGCAGUAGCUGCGUUAGCUACAGCAACAAGAACACAAGAAGCAAGGAAAUUAAUGCAGAGUUGGCGAUCGACGCGUUAAGGCUAUAAUUAUUUGAACGCAUACGCAUAUGCUGUUUGUGCACCCUAUAAAACAAUAUAAGUGAAAAGCGUGCCAUAAUUAUAAGAACAACAGCAACAACAGCAACAACAGCAGCAACAGCAUCGGCAGCAUCAGAAGCAAAACGAGGGCAGUCUAAUAACAAUAAUCAAAAACCGCAAACAAAAUCAAUAAACGGCAAUGUGCGAAAAUUGCUAAAAACAACAGCAAAAGGAAAACAAAAGAAAGGAAAAGCAAAGCAAAAUACAUCAGCAGUCAGCUAAAUCAGCAACACCAAUAACGACAGCAGCCAUUAAAAUUGCCAACAUGAUUGACGCCACCUGCAAUUAUUUGAAUCCCUAUACGCUGCCCCAGCCAACAGGCAUUCAGCAGCAGCAGCAGCUCCAACAGCAGCAGCAACUGCAAAUACAACAACAACAGCAUCAGCAGCAGCAGCAGCAACAUCAACAGCAACAUCAACAGCAGCAGGAGCAACAGCAACCAAGUCAUGAUUUCAUUAGCGCCACAUUGCUGUCUGCCUCGACGUCCACCUCCGCCUCCAACUGCGACUCGACUGCCUCCUCUCCGCUAGCAUUUUACGGCAAGCAGGGAAAUGCAUCGCCGACAGUUUCUGCAUCGACCGCAUCAUCACAUCAGGCGGUGCCGCCAAUGAAGCUGGAAAUGCAAUAUCCGCCACAGGCAUCAUCCACGGGCAGUGCAUCGCCCAACUCCAGUUUGUCACAAUCGGCCGCUUCCUCUGCAUCGGUGUCGCCCAGCAUUUUCCCAUCGCCAGCGCAGUCCUUUGCCUCGAUAUCCACUAGUCCGCCAGCCGCAGCCGGCGGUGGCUCCUCCUCGGCCGCCGCAGCAGCCGUCGCCGCAGCCGCUGCCGCCGACCUGGGCGCCGCGGCUGUGGCUAGCGCCUACAGCUGGAAUACGGCUGCUUACACAGCGCUACCAACAAGAACUCAAUUUCCGUAUGCUCAAUAUGCAACGUACGGAAAUGUGGCAUCAGUUGGCGUUGCAGCAUCGGCGUCGGCCGCGUGGUUCUCGCACCAGGAGCGCCUCUACCAGCCGUGGUCCUCGCAGAGCUAUCCGAGCUUCAACUUUGACGACAUCGCCUUCCAGACACAGCUCCAGCGUCGCUCCGUGCGCUGCACCUGCCCCAACUGCACCAACGAGAUGAGCGGCUUGCCGCCCAUCGUUGGGCCGGAUGAGCGCGGCCGCAAGCAGCACAUCUGCCAUAUUCCCGGCUGUGAGCGGCUCUACGGCAAGGCUUCACACCUGAAGACCCAUCUGCGAUGGCACACGGGCGAGCGUCCGUUCCUCUGUCUGACGUGCGGCAAGCGCUUCUCGCGCUCCGACGAGCUGCAGCGCCACGGACGCACCCACACCAACUACCGUCCCUACGCCUGCCCCAUCUGCUCCAAGAAGUUCUCGCGCAGCGAUCACCUCAGCAAGCACAAGAAGACCCACUUCAAGGACAAGAAAACGAAAAAGGCCCUGACCGCCGAGGCCAAGGAACAGGCGGCGGCGGCCAUCAAGCAGGAGAAGUCCGAGAAGGCGCUCAACGGCAGCAAGAAGGCGCUGAAGAGCACCGCGGCUGUCGUCACGGCGCCAAUGAUCGGCGGCAGCAGCAGCAACAGCAGCAGCAGCAUGCAAUUCAAGCAGGAGCAGCCGGACAGCCUGGGCUAUGCACCCUACGCGACAGCAGCAGCAGCGGCAGCCGUUGCAGCCAGCAGUCUGCCACCCCCUCUACCGCCUCUAUUCCAGCAGAGUGAUCCAAAUAGCAGCAGCGGCGCCAGCAGCUACGAGCCCUGGUGCACGGCCAGCGCCAGCAGCAACAGCAAUAGCAAUAAUCGUGCCAUGGAACAUAACCAAACUACCUCAGCGAACGCCAGACCCACAUCGGGUAGUGCACCAACUCUAUCCAGCAGCAGCAAUAGCAGCAGCACCAGCAACACCAACAACAACACCAACAACAGCAGCAGCAGCAGCAGCAGCCACAGCCAUACGCAGCACUAUGCGGCGCUGGCGAUGCAGAGCGAAUCGCAGCUGGCCUCAGAAUACGGCCUGACCAUGUCCGGACUGGCGAGCGGUGCCAGCGACAGCAGCAGCAGCAGCUGUAAUAAUCUGAACGGCGGAUAUUCCGGACUUGUGGGGCCCAUGAAGUCCGAUUACGUCGGCAACUAUCCGGCCGAGUUUGCCAGCGGCUCUGGCUACGGCUAUGCGCAUCAUCAUGUCGCCCAUGCUCAUGCCCACGCCCACGCCCACGCGCACGCCCACAAUCAUCAUCAUCAUCAUUAUCACAAUGCGUGGACCGCCGCCUAUCAUCCGCAUGCAACCGCCUAGAUGGAAGAGGAGAUCGUUGCGGCCGGGUACCUUAACUAAAUCCUUGUUGUUGUGUUGGUUCAAUUUUCAAGAAUUGAAAUCGAACUAAUAUUUUAGAAUAUAUAUACACACAUAUAUAUAUAUAUAUAUACAUAUAUUUUCGAUUUUUUUUUUUUUUUUUUUAAUAGUGCGAAGUAUUAAAAACAGCCAUAAUCCUGCAUAUAUGCAGACCUAAUUAAUAUACACAUACAUAUAUACAUAGAUAUAAAUAUUGUGUAUGGUCACCCUAAGAAUUCAUUCUAAUCAAUCCCGAAGUGUACGAACCUCGAAGAUAUAUCCCUAAGUUUUUGUCUCGCUAGUGACCUAAAUUGUUGUUGUUAAGCCCAUAAAAACUAAUAUAUUUAUGUAUAUAUACAUAUACGCAAACAUACAUACAAAC
Drosophila mojavensis is the source of this 3470-nucleotide messenger RNA. RefSeq names its product transcription factor btd. Gene Ontology annotation, biological process: regulation of transcription by RNA polymerase II. Gene Ontology annotation, molecular function: RNA polymerase II cis-regulatory region sequence-specific DNA binding; DNA-binding transcription factor activity, RNA polymerase II-specific. The transcript has 2 exons. Bases 1031 to 3052 code for a protein of 673 amino acids. The record is from RefSeq and is a predicted model, not a curated record. Lineage: Eukaryota; Metazoa; Arthropoda; Insecta; Diptera; Drosophilidae.